AUGUCACAGCACGUCAAGUGGCUUGCAGGUCAGCCAGCAAAUCCAAUGUCACAGCACAUCAAGCGGAGGGCAGGCCCGCCAGCAAAUUCAAUCUCACAGGACUUCAAGCGGAGGUACCUCUUGGUGGCGGUGAGGGAAAGCGGGCCUUUAAAGUUGGAUUUGUGUUUCCGCAGCUUCCUCUACACGGUAGGCAACUUAAUGGUCGCUUUUGCCACUACGGCCUCGGCUCUGUUGCUGUUUCCUGCUGUCACGUUAAUAGGAGUGGGAGGAAUGUUGGUGCUCACAACAAACAUAAAGGCUGGAAAUCUGUUUGGGAGGAAUCGCUCCACAGUGAUCACCUUGUACAACGGAGCCUUCAAUUCCGGUGCAGCCGUCUUCCUGCUGGUCAAGGUGGCGUUUGAAGCUGGAUUACCCCUGAAGUCGAUCUUCCUCUUCAUCAGUUGCCUGAGCGUCCUGCAGAUUCUGUUCACGGUCUUUCUCCUUCCUUGGAAAUACAUACCAUAUCCACUGCCGGAGGGUUACACCUACGGCGUGAAGUUUGAGAAUCUCAGAUUUUUGCGACGUCGGAAGGAGACGGCUCCCCAGCGAAUUCCAAGCCUGGGAACUGUUCGGAUUGAAGGAGACGGGGAGGAGAGCAGGGUUGACACGGGAAGACGCACCAUGGAGGGGGGCAAGAGGAGGGAAUGUGGAGUGAAGCACGAACUGGCGGAGGGAGUCCUGGGAGUGAGCAGAUGUGAGAUGCGACACGCCACCGAUCUUGUGAGCGGGAAGAGUAGAGACGGCCGAAUGGAGGGGGGAGCACCGGACCCGGUGAGAAUAGCGGCUAAUGGAAAAGAACUGUCGAGUGCCGGAGGACAUCAUCAGCACAGCAGAGCGCAAGGUUCACUAUUCACGGAAACGGAAGAGGAAGUUCCCACUUUCUGGAGCUGCGUCUUUUCUUGGCUCUUCCUCACCAACCUGCUCUGGUUCUCGCUCAUUCAGCUGCGCAACAACAUUUUUUUCGGUGCCCUGAACACCUUGCUCAAUCUCAUGCUGAACGGUGACACCGAGCAAGUCAGCAAGUUUACAAACGCCUUUGCCAUCAUCCAAUUGUUUAGCAUCUUCUGCGCCCCCGUAAACGGCUUAAUUAUGGAUCGACGCAAAUUGAGAUGUCGGCGUUUGGACUCAGUCUCAGGUUCGGAUGCCUGCAGCAGACUGGCAGAGAUGGAGGCUGCGGUCCUCCCUAUCGCCCUCACCGUCACUCUCUCGGUCCUGUUGUCUCUGACUGCCGCAAUCCCCGUACCAGAGCUUCAGUACUUGACGUUUGUUCUGAUAAUGAUCAACGGCGGCUUCCUCUAUGGGGGGGUUUCCGCGUUUCCAACCAUCACCUUUCCGCCAUGCCACUUCGGAAAACUGUACGGGACAACAAUGGCCCUGGGCGCCGUGAUCUCUCUGUUGCAAUAUCCUUGCCUCAUCCUCGUUAACGGUCCGUUGCAGCACAAUCCGCUGUAUUUGAACAUCGCGUUCAUCGCCCUGGUAACCUUGGCCUAUGCCCACCCAAUCAACGUCUACUUCUACUGCCAUCGGGCCAAUUCUCAAAGGGCAAUGUGA
Amblyraja radiata (thorny skate) is the source of this 1590-nucleotide messenger RNA. Its product is annotated as solute carrier family 43 member 3-like. The record is from RefSeq and is a predicted model, not a curated record. NCBI's taxonomy places the organism in Eukaryota, Metazoa, Chordata, Chondrichthyes, Rajiformes, Rajidae. The transcript is spliced from 11 exons. The coding region runs from base 1 to 1590 and encodes 529 amino acids.